AUACGCUAGUUGAUUAGUUUUCGGGGAAAACCCCAUUCUGGGAGUGCACAGCAUCCAGAGCAGCCGUGCUGGGCAUGUGCUGGGCACAUUUCUUAUCAGGGAAGGAGGCAUCAGAAUGAACCGCAAUUUUCUCAGUGACCGAGUACGGCAACAGGACCUCAUCAUCGGAUGUCUAUCAGUUUCAAACAACCUAUCCUGUCUAUCGUUUGUGCAGAAUAGUCGAUUGUAGAGUGCGAACAUCCGGACCAUCGACAGUUUUAUUCGACAUUUAUUCGCAUCGGAUCAGCUAGGUGUAUACAGCAAGAUUCCAUUCGCAGGUUAACAGAAUCUACGAAAGUAUCCACCUGUUAAAAUGGCGGUCGGUAGAGUAGCAGGAACGGGCAACAUCGGAUACUCGUCCAACUACCGGACUGGAGGUCGAUCUUAUCACGGGGGCAUAAAUGAGGAAAUCAUUUGGAUCAGUAUUGGAAUGGCUGUUACUAUCGCAAUACUGAUCACGCUCGCCUUAAUUUACCUUGCGUAUGAAAAGUGCCAGAAGCGGCGACAAAGGUACAUACAAGCGUGAGAUGAGUUAAAUCGGCUGGGCCGUCCCGCCGCAAAAGAGGGGGUCAAAGUCCCUGCCAAAACCAUGCCCUGAACCACCAACAGAUGAGGCCAACAUGGCAAUGACGAUGGAGAAACAAUAGAACAAAAUUGGAUAGCAAUUCACAACCACCACUAAUGGACCAAACUAACAUAAAACGAUGCCUCUCAAGCGAAGCACUUAAACAAAUCGUAGGAAGAUUAGAAUAUAAACAAAGAUUUAAAACUGUAGCGUAAACUAAACCCACAGAGGAAUGAUAAAUCAACAGAAACUAAUGCCAAACAAUUUUGAAAUGCUCUCUAUAUAUGUACUAGAAAUAUAUACAUAUAUAUUUAUGCCCCCAAGAUAGCAACCCGAUACGAUUUAUUAUGGGGUCGGUGUUGAAACCAGAGAAGCUUCUGGAACGUCCCUAGAACAAGGCAAAAGCCACAGGUACGAUUUAUAACCGUUUUACGGUAGCUCUGACGCCUCGUUACGAAAACAAAGUAACCGAAAUGCAUUCAGCGUAUAAUGAAAGAGGGAGCUACAGAGAGCUUCGCAAGCGGAACAAAAUCAAACAAUUUACCAAAAAAAACCAUUAUUUGUGUCUUUACACUAGCGAACAGAACAGAACCACGUAGUCGUUUAAACAUGUAGUCUGGACUUUUUGCGUCCGCUGGAUCCGACCGACUCUCACUGUUGUUCAUCCCACACACCCGUUCUGAUGUUAGUAGUCAAACAACCAAACCACUCUCUACUGUUUCGUCGUCGGAAUAAGGACAUGUGUAGUAGAGGGCCGAUCCGAGGGCCGAGUACACACUGUAAUCGCAAGAUGCUCUAUUAACCUCUUAUUAGGUGACUUGAACGCAAGUCCGCAUCACCUUUUACCAUACCACCUCUUCUUAAGUGGAACAAUUUUAGGCCGCCUAGUAAGCAACAUUGUUUUUUACAAAUAUUUAACCACCACUGCACAGCUUUGGAGGCCUGUGUGCGGAACUUGUUGGAUGAUCUUAAUAAACAUGUGUUAUCUGUAAGUAAAACAUG
Molecule: messenger RNA, 1606 nt
Organism: Anopheles darlingi
Lineage: Eukaryota; Metazoa; Arthropoda; Insecta; Diptera; Culicidae
Exons: 3
Coding region: 353-565 (70 amino acids)
Source: RefSeq, a predicted model, not a curated record